AUGACCACCACCACCACCAGCGCUGAACGCCAGCAAGCGGCGAGAGAGACCUUCCCACUCAAGCACACAUUGACUACUAUCAGCGGUGGCUGCACGUUUACCACCGUGUUCUACUCGGCCUGCAACAUGUAUUAUCAUGCCCCAAUGAGCGAACCAAAGACACCAGAGGACCCAGAUACACCAAUCGCGUCGGACCCUCCUCGAACGGACAUACGCUUAUUGGUCCUGCCUUUCUACUGCGCUCUACUGGUCGUGAUCCACCUCCAACGAUGGGUCUACGGUCGACCACAGAGCUGUGGCCUCUACACCGGCUUCAUCGCUGAAGCUGGGUUUGCGAUUGCGAUGGUACUGGUCUAUGCCGCUGGCAUGUCGAAGAAGUGGGCCUCCGUGACCUUUAUUCUUAUGUACGGUGUGGUGUAUUUCGAGCUCCUCAUCCGUUUUCGUAUUCAUUACAAGAAGUUCUGCCGGGAACUCGACGCUCAAGAGGCGACUGCGGAUCUGGAGCUUGGCACUGCCGCUGCAGAGCAACCCGCAACCACCCCGACCACACAACAGUCCGCGCCCGCAACCACCCUUCCCAUCAGCGCUAAGACCAUCAUCACCCAGGCCAAACGCCAAACUGUCGCUACACUCCUCGUCACAGCCAUUGCGACGGCUCUCCUUAUCCUCGCAGCUCGACCGGACGAGGACACCCUCACGCCGCUCGACGCCACAAUGGCAAUCUAUGUGCUUUCCUGGGCCACAUACCUUGCUGCACUCUGCAACUGGAGCCGCCUGUUCGUCUCGAACACUGCAGUUGGUGUGUUAACCUUUGUCGCACCAUGUACCGCCCUCCUGCCACCCGCCAUCCACCUGUUGAACGUCUACCAUCUCACGCCUACUUUUGGUUCCGUCGAAGGCCUCCUUGUCCUCGCGGUACCUGUAGCAGCCAUCGUCGCGGUACACUUGUGGUAUAUUCGGGUGGCCCAUGAGCAAAGGCUACACGCCGAGCCCAUGGAGUGGGAACCCAAGCGUUCGCAUGGGUGGUGGUUACCCGCAAUCCCUCAUUUCUUCACUACCUCGCUCCUAUUCCUUGCCGCGGCGCCGAGGGGACAUCCGUUCCACACUCUGCUCUCGAUUCCAACCCUCCUUGCCGCUUCCCUCUUCCUCUGCCUCACGCUCGCUGGGCACUUCAAAGCGUGGAUGUUCCAGCACUCGGACCGGCCCCCUCUCCGGCAUCUGGCAAUUGUUUGUACCACCUUCCUCGCCAUCGUGCUCGGCGUCUUCCUGUCCGCCUGGCUGUUGGUCCCCGCUGCGUUCAUGGGGUUUGUUUCGAUCAUCCGCACGUAUAACCGCAUCAUCAAGGAAGAGGCUCCAGAACAGCAGGAGGAGAUGUUGACUGCUAUCCUGCCCAAGGCGUGA
Apiotrichum porosum is the source of this 1401-nucleotide messenger RNA. RefSeq lists its product as uncharacterized. The record is from RefSeq and is a predicted model, not a curated record. The coding region runs from base 1 to 1401 and encodes 466 amino acids. Lineage: Eukaryota; Fungi; Basidiomycota; Tremellomycetes; Trichosporonales; Trichosporonaceae. The transcript has a single exon.